AUGACGACUUCGUCCAGUAUGUAUAUGGAAACGGUUUCAUUAAACGAUGAUGCGCCUGCUGUGUCGGCUACAUCUCCAAGCUCUACAGUUUUGAAUAUGGACUCACUCGGAUCUCACUUUGUGCAGCCAGCGGUUCAUAAGACACCAACAGACGCUCACGAAGUGUCUGUACUCGUGAUUAACAACGACAGUGACCAUGAAACUCGGAAUGUACCCUCACCAGCGUCUUUAAGUGGCGAGCAAGUUAGUAGAAACGAAGCGGUGGUGGUGGAUGUCCAUAAAGAAAAAGGAAAUUCCUUCAAUGGCAAACGGAAGAACGUAUUACCGCCGUUGCGUGUUACGCAAAAGUUGCCUGUCGAGGAAAAGGAUUACGUAGACCCCUCGCUAUUCUCUCCUGAAGUAUCCAGACACGCCAUGGAAGUUGCACAUCGUCGUGCAAAAGCCAUUGCGACAGAAGUAAGAGAGAUGAAUGAAUUAGAAAGAGAAAUGACAAGCCCAAUAAAAUCGAAAAUGUCUCCUGCGGAGGCUGUGGGAAUCAUUGGCGGGGCGUUUGUAAGCUCGUUACAACGCGCUACAAAUCUUGUCAAGUCUGAAACAAAGGAGUAUGAUCUUUUAUCGGGCACAUCUCCGUUAUCCAACAUGUCGAAUUUGGAUGAUCUUGAUACAGAUGGAGACGGACUACAACUCUCACCUGAUGCAAUACAGAAUGAUGGCAAAAAUUUUCGUGCACCAAAAUUACGGCCGGCACUCAAGCGUGUUUCUGCAUUAAGUGCAGCUGUCGCAAUUGACUGCGAGACGUUUAAUUCUCAACACCAAAAGAAGGGGGUUCAAUGGCACGAGGACGUUUUGGAUGGAGAUGAAGAAUUUUAUGACGACAUUUGCGAUGAACAGGAAACACACUUGCUCAUGCUUGCAGACGGAGAUAGCAAUAGUGGAAGUCCUCGAUCGAAAUUAUUGAAUUUUAGGAGCAAAAGUGAUGGUCAGUUGACGCCACGAAGCAGAAAAAAACGUAAGAAACUUGUUCGAUCUAUGAUGCGACGGCUUACACCACAUGAGAAAGAGGAGCUAUAUCGACAACGACCAGAUUUGAUGAUUGUACCAAAUUGGGCACAAAAGUAUCGAGAGGAACUUGCAGGUGAAGAUUCAAGUCGCUGGAAUGCCUGGCUACUUGCAAUAAUUCUGGUUUUUGUCGUGCUGUUACUGGUUUUUGUUCUUCUCAUUGCGCGACAGCAUGCAACAGCUUCUGUGCAAUGA
Molecule: messenger RNA, 1254 nt
Organism: Plasmopara halstedii
Lineage: Eukaryota; Oomycota; Peronosporomycetes; Peronosporales; Peronosporaceae
Exons: 1
Coding region: 1-1254 (417 amino acids)
Source: RefSeq, a predicted model, not a curated record